GCUAGACUUGACGAAGCCCAAGUUGAAAUACAAGCCUUAAAGAAACAACUCCGUGAGGUCGAUAAGACAAUGAACAACACUAAAGAUUCCCUUGAGUUCACCCAAGGUGAGCAUGACGACCUUGUGGAACGCGUCGCGAACUGCGAAAACGAGCAGUCAACUUGUUGGGAUGAGCUGACUCAUUUAAACAUCUAUAGUCGUCGAUGGAAUCUAAUUUGCUACAGAGUCAAUGAGUCCAAAGACGAGGAUUGCUUCUCGCUGGUACGUGACGUCUUAACCCGAAAUUUAAACCUACCACAAGACGAAGUCUCGAAUAUGAAGCUUUGCGGGGCACACCGUCUUGGCAAGCCAAACAGAAACAGAGCCCGACCUCUUAUUGCUCGCUUCACGUGUCGUGCUGACAGAGAUCGUGUCUGGAAAGCUCGCUACAGCCUGAAAAACUCGCGUAUUUCAAUGGGUGAAGACCUACCGAAGCACAUACAAGAAAUCAGGAAAAACGUCCUUAUCCCUGCGAUGAAGAAGAUAAAACAAGAAACACCAAGCCACAAAGCUUCCGUCAUAGGAGAUAAGUUAGUUGUUAAUGGAAAAGUUUAUUUUCAUCAUGACGUGCCGAAGAAAUGGCUCCCUGUCAACUCUUCAGUGAAUAACCAUGAGGAUUAUGGCAAUGGUACAGCCGAACAUCAAGAACCACUGCAAAGUCAAGAAGAAUCCUCUGAUGUUAUGGUCCAAUCCCAAGAACUGCUUAGUCAAAGCGAAUAGGUGACGCUUUUUCCGUAAGUCCAAUCCUUUCACAAAACUUUAAAAUUAACUCUUAGUUGAAAACCAGUUUUAUUUUUACUCCGUUGCUUCUUGCCUUUAAAAUCAUGCUCUAGUUUUGUGUUUCCAAAUACGAGGACUUAAUUUCAACCCUGAGAUGGAACUCGCUAUUUUCAUGCUUCCCUUGCGGUAACCAAAUUUUCACUUGCACCUUUCAAAAUGGCAAAUCCGUUUAUUUUACAUUCAGAGUCCAAGUCGUUGUUAUUGCGGAUGCUUUCUACGUCCCUUGUUAUGCUACCCUCUCAAGUACGCCAAACCACUUUCGUGUGGUGCGUUCGAAGGCCUUUUUCAGCGCCUUUUCUAUUUUUCUGUUUAUGUUUCUUAAGUAAUGUUUGUCUAAGUCCUUUGAUAAUUUAUUUUAUUUCUACUAGUAGUUUGAACACUUUAAUCACCAAAACACUGCAUUCACAUUCACACUUCGGCCAAAAGACAGCUGUCAAAGUCCGCCGUUGCCAGCGCAAUUUUCUGACUUUUUCCCUUUGUCCCGUAGACGCCUUUAAAACCUAGUUUUGAUGUUAAAUUCCAGUCCUUAAACGUAAGAGGACUGAAUAAGUCAAUUAAACGUCGAUCAAUCUUCCGUUGGUUACAUAAUCAAAAAUUCCAUUUCACAUUCUUACAAGAAACCUACAGCUCUAAAGAAUGUGCCCAAAUUUGGGAAGCUGAAUGGGGUGGGAAGGUUUAUUUUAGUCACGGCAGUUCACACAGCAAAGGUGUCAUGACUCUCGUUAAUCCGAACUUAGAUGUCAAGGUCGAAAAAUGCAUCCAAGACACGAAUGGCAGGUUUCUUAUACUUGACCUAUUAAUUGAUGAGUUGCAUCUAAUUCUAGUGAAUAUUUAUGCCCCGAAUGACGCGAAUCAGCAACUCACGUUUUUUAUAGAGCUCGAAAAUCAGCUUGAAGAUUUUGCCCAAGAGAAUAUUAUUAUCGCAGGUGACUUCAACUGCGCUCUUUCUGAAAAUGACAAAAAAGGUGGAAAUUCAGUUUGGAAAAAAUCCAUAGUAAUUAAAGAAGUUCAGCAUCUUGCGAACCUCUAUAAUUUAACAGACAUUUGGCGCGAUCGCAAUCCGAACGACAACCGCUUCACUUGGAGAAACAAAUCGCUAAAAAUCCCCGGGGGGGGGUACUCCCUAAUAUGGGCUAUAUAGGUAUGUGCGGCCCCAAAGGGUAGGGUUUUUCAGCCGUUUUGGUCAUAAAUUGGGUAUCGAUUUUGGCUAUUUUGCCGCCAUUUUAGUCAUAAAUAGGGUAACGAUUUUUGCACUGUAGUCUUGAAUGCACUUUUUUAGAAGAAGCUACUUCCUUAUCAUGUCCCCCUCCUUCCAUCCGCGCUUUGACUUCCUCUCCACCGGCUGCUUUGUAGGCUAGAAAAUACAAGCAACAAGCAACAAAAGCCCUUCGCAAAUUAUGUUCCAGGUCAUAAAUAGGGUAUCAAAUUUUUGGUUACGUCAUAAAUAGGGUAGGGAAAAUCGCAGAUUUUGGUCAUAAAUAGGGUAAGGGUUUUGGGAAGCGGGCCGCACACCCCUACACAAUUUUUCUGCGAGUACCCCCCCGUAAAAAUCCAAUGCCGACUAGACUACUUUUUAAUUUCAAAAGAACUCAGCGGUGACACACAUGCUUGCAAUAUAAUUAACGCCCCUGAAACUGAUCACUCGGCUGUCACUUUACAUCUUAAGACAGAAGAUUUAUUGCAACCUAAAGCUCCUGGUUUUUGGAAAUUUAAUAAUUCUCUAUUAGACGACGAAGACUUCACUUCCGCAAUCCGUGAAAGUCUACCGGAUUUCAAAGAUAAAUAUGCUGACCUGGAUGACUUAGGCCUAAAAUGGGACUUAAUUAAAAUGGAAAUUCGCGGAUUCACAAUCAAGUAUUCAAAAAUCAAUGCUAAGAACAAGAGGAAUGAAGAGGCUGCCCUUCAAAAUAAAGUUAAUGAACUUAUGCAAAAGUGUGAACAAAACCCUAGCGACAAAAGAAUAUUGAACGAGCUUUACGCGACAAAAUUGCGCCUUCAAACGAUCAUGCGACAAAAAACAAAAGGCGCCAUUCUUAGGAGCAAAGCUCGGUGGCAUGAGUUU
Messenger RNA from Porites lobata, 2881 nucleotides. The record is from the annotation of a GenBank genome assembly. Lineage: Eukaryota; Metazoa; Cnidaria; Anthozoa; Scleractinia; Poritidae.